Messenger RNA from Pantherophis guttatus, 1607 nucleotides. RefSeq names its product high mobility group nucleosome binding domain 5 (gene HMGN5). Gene Ontology annotation, molecular function: nucleosomal DNA binding. Gene Ontology annotation, cellular component: nucleus; chromatin. Lineage: Eukaryota; Metazoa; Chordata; Lepidosauria; Squamata; Colubridae. The record is from RefSeq and is a predicted model, not a curated record. Gene Ontology annotation, biological process: chromatin organization.
UCCGAAUCCUACCAAUCGGCGCCUUUGGUCAGGUCCGGCCCGAGCUUUCUAUUGGUUCAGGCGCGCGUCAUUCUCGGCCCAGGACUUUCCUCGCGCUUCCCAUUCAUGCAGUUUGGUUGAGUGUUGGUGUAUUUUACUGUUUGCAAUAAAGAAGGGGGGGAUUUUUUUUUUUAAAUUUAAAAAAAAGAAAAGAAAAGGUUCAGGGUGGGUUUUUUUUUUUUUCGUGUGUGUGUGUGUGUGUGUGUUUUGUUUUUGCUGCUGCUGCCGCCGCCGCCGCUGCCAUUCGCUCGUGGUGUUUUGAUACAGUUUUGCAAAGAAAGAGACUUUUUUUGUUUUUGUUUGUUUGUUUUUUAAAAAAAAAAAAAACCAACCUAACCAACCAACCAAAAAAAAUCAGGCCUUUUUUUUCUCAAAAAAAAAAAAAAGCGGGUUUUGUUUUGCGCGCGGUGCUUUGAUUCUCCCCCCCUUUUUUUUUCUCUCCCCCCCCCACCUUCAUCUUUUGCAUUUGUUUCGAGGGGAGGGCGACCGCCUUUUCCCUCCUCCCCCUUUGCAAAGAUCCGCAUCUCGUUCUGAUCUGCAACCAACACUUUCAAAAGGAUCAACUAUGCCCAAAAGAAAGGCUGCAGCUGAAGGUGAAAUAAAGGAGGAGCCAAAGAGACGAUCGGCUAGACUGUCUGCUGUGAGUAAGCCUGCUCCACCCAAACCAGAGCCAAAGCCGAAAAAGGCGCCGCCGAAGAAAGAAAAAGGGGGAAAUGAUAAGAAAGAGGACAAAAAGGUAGCAACAAAAGGGAAGAAAGGAGCCAAAGGAAAAGAUGAAACUAAGCAAGAAGAUGCUAAAGAAGAAAACCACUCUGAGAACGGAGAUACCAAAACUAACGAGGCACCAGCUGCUGAAGUAUCUGAUGUCAAGGAAGCCAAGUCCGAGUAACAGAUUAUAAACCCUCUUCAUUUCCAUCAUUUGGUAUUCGUACCUCCAUACUGUAUUGUUAAGAGAGGAAUAUUUUUAUCAACUAUUUUAUAAAUGCAGGUUUUUUUAGCAUGAAUUUAAUCAUGGAACAUCUUCAUCUCGGUUACUUGGACUUCAAAACCAACCAACCAACCAACAAAAAGAAAAAAGAAAGAAAAAGAAAAUCAUUGUUUUUAAAAUUUUGUGAUUGUCAUAGUUUGUAUGGUACCCGGAAAGAAUCAGUGGUGGUAGCUAUUGACUUCUAUCAGUAUAUAAUCCCUUUGUGUGUCAGUCAUACGGAAUUCAGAUUUUAAUUUUACCCUUGUUGCGUGUUGUAUGGUUUCUUAACGUGGGGAGGUCUAAAACAAAAAUACACACAAAAAACCACAAUUGCGUCAGACAUUCCGGUGGUUCUGUGACUUGCUUUUAUAAAGAAGGUGAGAUAUUUUCAUGAAAAAUCUUAAGAAGCUGGAAACUUGUUGUAUCCCAAAUGUAGUUUUAUUUUGUCACAUUUUGGAGAAUAAUAUUAAAAUAUGUAAUCAUGUUUUUAAAUGAAAUACAAAAAAAAAACUUUUAAAAAAGAGAAGGACAGGUUUGACUGAAUAUACCCACUGUUAGGAAUUUUGCUGGAUUUAUCUUAAUAAAAUGUCUCCUCAAAAGA